Mesoplodon densirostris (Blainville's beaked whale) is the source of this 693-nucleotide messenger RNA. RefSeq names its product BTG anti-proliferation factor 4 (gene BTG4). The record is from RefSeq and is a predicted model, not a curated record. The transcript has 4 exons. Bases 1 to 693 code for a protein of 230 amino acids. NCBI's taxonomy places the organism in Eukaryota, Metazoa, Chordata, Mammalia, Artiodactyla, Ziphiidae. Gene Ontology annotation, biological process: negative regulation of mitotic cell cycle; negative regulation of cell population proliferation. Gene Ontology annotation, cellular component: cytoplasm; nucleus.
AUGAGAGAUGAAAUAGCAACAACAGUCUUCUUUGUCACAAGAUUAGCAAAAAAACAUGAUAAAUUGAGUAAACAACAGAUAGAAGACUUUGCAGAAAAGUUGAUGACGAUCUUGUUUGAAACAUACAGAAGUCACUGGCACUCUGAUCACCCGUCUAAAGGGCAAGCCUUCAGGUGUAUCAGGAUAAACAAUAAUCAGAAUAAAGAUCCUAUUCUAGAAAGGGCUUGUGCUGAAAGUAAUGUGGAUUUUUCUCACCUGGGACUUCCAAAGGAGAUGACCAUAUGGGUAGAUCCCUUUGAAGUGUGCUGUAGGUAUGGUGAGAAAAAUCAACCAUUUACAAUUGCUUCUUUCAAAGACAGACGGGAGGAAUGGGAAUUAUCCCAACAAAUUAGUGAUGCUGUUAAUAGAGCCACAUUAGACUACUCCUCUGGCACUUCCUCUGAUGAAGAAAGUUGUAACAAAGAACCUCAGAUAAUUCCUAAGGUCAGCAAUCCAAAGAGUAUUUAUCAGGUUGAAAACUUGAAACAGCCCUUUCAAUCUUGGUUCCAUAUCCUCCGCAAAAACAAUAUGGGGGAUGGCCGAAUGGGUCUCCUAGGAAAUGCUUAUCCUGCAUUGCAUAAGAUCCCUAAGGGUCACAGGCCUGCUGCUGGGCACCGGGUGGACAGGUACCACUGGGUCAACACACACCGAUAG